Cotesia glomerata is the source of this 2691-nucleotide messenger RNA. RefSeq lists its product as uncharacterized. NCBI's taxonomy places the organism in Eukaryota, Metazoa, Arthropoda, Insecta, Hymenoptera, Braconidae. The record is from RefSeq and is a predicted model, not a curated record. The transcript has 3 exons. Bases 1 to 2691 code for a protein of 896 amino acids.
AUGAGACAAGUUGCCAGAAAACCUGAUCCGCUUUCCGCUCAAGUAUUGCUAGCUACCGCCUUAGUCCAGGUAUGCCCGCAUCAUGGUAAUUUAAUCACCGCCAGAGUGUUGAUUGAUCAAGGUUCAGAGCUCUCAUUUAUGAAACAGUCGCUCUUCAAGAAGCUUGGACAACCGCUACAGCGUGACAUGGUCAUGCUCAAGGGCAUUGGCAAUGUCUCCGCAGGAAGCUCACUAGGUGUGAGCACAAUUGAGCUUCGUUCGCUGUGUACGACCGCAUCAAUGCAUGUCAGCAUGCAUAUUCUACCAACACUGACGGUAGAUCUUCCAUCGUUCGUGAUCGCUGAUCCGAAAUGGCCGCAUCUUGAGAAUCUCAAGCUCGCUGACCCACAGUAUCUACAGCCACGCCCUGUAGAUAUUAUUCUAGGUGCAUCACCAGCCGCACAGAUCAUGAACGCAGAGAUUCAACGAGGACCUCGCAAUGCUCCUAUUGCACAAUCCACCACGCUUGGUUGGAUUGUCUAUGGAGCUGUCACCGCUAAACACGCUUCAACAUCACACGCAGCACUACAUGCGUCAGUAGAUACUGAAUUACAAGACGCUAUCGCUAAGUUUUGGGAACAGGAAGAAGUUCCAUCAGGAAAUUCACCGCUCAACACCGCUGAAGAAGACGAAUGUGAAAUUCACUUUCGUCAAACGCAUUAUCGACAGCCUGAUGGACGCUACGUAGUGAGAUUACCGCUUAAGACCCUUGAGAGUCAACUUGGCGACUCUAUCAACGCAGCUAUGGGGUCACUCCGCAGAUUAAUAACUCGCUUGUCGCGAGAAAGAGAAUAUUCUGACAUGUAUCGUGCAUUCAUGGCAGAAUACAUUCAACUAGGACACAUGGUACGAGUACUAGUCAACGAAUUGCCCGCAAACGCUUACUUCUUGCCUCACCAUGGGGUAUUGAAGCUUGAUAGUGCCACUACGAAGCUCCGCACAGUGUUCAAUGGUUCCUGUGCAACAUCUACAGGAAUUUCAUUGAACGACAUUCUCCACGCAGGACCCAAAACGCAAAUUGACAUUUUUGAUGUGAUGUUGAGAAUCCUUUGCAGCAGGAUUCUAUUCGCUACUGACAUCACCAAGAUGUUCAGACCGAUUGAGGUCGACUCGCUUGAUUGGCCGCUUCAGUGCAUUCUCUGGAUAGAUGAGAAUGAGUUAAUAGACGCUUACUGUCUCAAGACAGUCACAUACGGAACCGCUAGUGCACCUUUUGACGCAGUACGUGUACUUAUCCAACUAGUAAAGGAUGAAGGACACCGCUUUCCGCUAGCUGUUGCUCUAAUGUUGAAAACACGCUACGUAGAUGACAUCUACGGUGGAGCAGACAACGAAGAAGACGCUAUCAAGGCUGCAGUACAAACAAAAGCUCUGUGUGCAGCAGGCUGCUUCCCGCUUGCCAAAUGGGCUAGCAAUAGCCCACGGUUACUCGCUGAAGUCGCUUCAGAAAAGCAGCUGGAUACACCGCUUAAAGAAAUCAGUGAUGCACCAGUAAAAGUCCUGGGCAUGUACUGGAAUUCACGCACUGACGCUCUCCAGUUCAAGUACACGCUACCGCCAGUGACGCCCAAGACAAAAAGAGCUAUUUUGUCUGAAAUCGCUAAGCUGUAUGACCCGCUAGGACUUCUCGCACCAAUAGUCGUCAAAGCCAAGAUCUUUAUGCAAAAUCAGUGGCUAGAUAGAGUGUCAUGGGAUGAACAAUUGUCACCAUCACUCAUUCACAAAUGGACUGGAUACCGCGAGGAUCUUCGAAACAUCGAAUCCAUCCGCAUUCCACGCUGGAAUAAUAUAGCACCUGGAGCAACUAUGGAAUUGCACGGGUUCUUAGACGCUUCGCAAAACGCUAUGGCUGCCGCUGUUUAUUUGAGAGUCACUGACGCUGAUGGGAACAUAAAGGUCUCACUUUUGUGUUCAAAAACGCAAGUAGCACCGCUGAAGACCAUGACAAUCCCACGCUUGGAAUUAUCUGCCGCAUGGUUGCUAAUACAACUGAUACUUCAUGUUAAAGAAGUUCAGUCGCUUGAAAAUGUCAGGAUCAAUCUCUGGACUGACUCCGCCGUGACUCUCGCAUGGAUUAAAAGUCCAGCAAUCCGCUGGAAGACAUUCGUCCGCAAUAGAGUGGGAAAAAUCCAAGAAACGCUUCGAGAUGUCUCCUGGAAAUUUAUUCCAGGAAAACAAAACCCCGCUGACUGCGCUUCAAGAGAAUCCUCUUGGCCCACUCUGGAGCCUCCAAUCGAUAACGCAACGCAUCGAGAAGAACGCCAAGGUCUGACACUAGUAACUUGGAAAGCAGAAAAUUGCCUGCUCCAACAAUUACUGUCGCAUUACACGCAGCUGUUUCCACUGCUACGGAAGCUUAGCAUCUGGCAUCGUGCCAUCGACCGCUUUAAAAGAGUUCCACAAUCUUCGCUGGCCUACCCGCUUACUCCAUCAGACCUGGAGCGCGCUAAAUUGACCUUGAUUAAGUUCACUCAAGGACAAUACUUCGCUAGAGAGAUUCACACGCUACAAGAUGGUGAUGGUCUGCCAAAAAAUAACAGCAUCACUAAGCUGACUCCGUUCAUCGACCAUCAGGGGGUCCUGAGAGUCGGUGGCCGCUUGAAAAACGCAUUGCUGGACCCAGAAGAGAGGCAUCCAGCGAUUCUACCGUGA